Molecule: messenger RNA, 3129 nt
Organism: Sclerotinia sclerotiorum 1980 UF-70
Lineage: Eukaryota; Fungi; Ascomycota; Leotiomycetes; Helotiales; Sclerotiniaceae
Exons: 3
Coding region: 1-3129 (1042 amino acids)
Molecular function (GO): 5'-flap endonuclease activity
Source: RefSeq, a predicted model, not a curated record
AUGGGUAUCCCAGGACUAUGGGAUCUCAUCGCCGAUUGCAAAGAAAUUAUCUCACUCGCCGAACUAGCUACCACACAUUUUGAACAUCAUAAAAGACCGUUGAGAAUAGCUGUUGAUGAAGCUACUUGGAGACAUAAAUUAUUUAUUAGUAAUAAGGGAAAACUUUGUAAAAAAUACUCCACCAUCCACCUCAACGAACGAAAUCUCAUAACCUUCGUUCUACGUCUCCUAAAUUUAAAUAUCCAACUCAUAUUCGUAGCAGAUGGUCCUCAAAAACCUUGUGAGAAAAAUAAAGGUAAAGGAGCUGGAGUGUGGAAGUUUAAAAAUAAUGUUUUGCAAGAGGCGUUGAGGUUGUUGGGGGUGAAGUGGCAUGAUGCUCCUGGGGAGGCGGAGGCAGAAUGUGCGGUUUUGCAGAGGAGGGGGACGGUGGAUUGGGUGUGGACGGAGGAUGGGGAUGCGUUGAUGUUUGGGUGUGGGGGGUUGGUGAGGUUUUGUUAUGGGGGUGAGGGAGAGGGAGAGGGGGAGGAGAAUGAGAAUGAGAAUGAGAAGGAAAAUGGGAAGGGAAAAGCAAAGAGUAGUGGUGUGUGGACGGCUAAAAGAGGAGGAAUGAAGGAUUUGGAUAGAGUGGUGUUGUAUAGAGCCGAUACUAUUCAAGCCAAACAUCCGGGAUUUGAUAGGGAGGGUUUGGUACUUUUUGUGUUAUUGAGCGGAGGAGAUUAUGGGAAAGGAUUACAGGAUUGUGGAGUUGGAAGGUCAAGUAAAGUUUUAGAGAUGGGAUUUGGAAAGGAACUUUGUCGCGCGAUGGAGAUAUCUGGAGAUCUUGAUACUUGGAGAAAUAAUUUACGGAAAUAUUUCAUCGGCUCGAAAACAGGUGUUAGUAUUCCGGGAAGUUUUCCGGAUAGGAGAAUUUGGGGUCUUUAUAAUUCGCCGGUUAUAUCUUCAGUUGAGAGAUUGAAGAAAUUGGAGGAGAAUAUUUGGAAGGGGAAGAUUGAUGAGAAAAAAUUACAAACUUUUUUCGUCGAAAAGUUUAAUUGGGGAAUUGAUAAAUAUAUCGACUAUGUUAUUCCGAUUCUCCUCACGAAAUCUCUCCUCACGAAAUCUCUCCUCACGAAAUCUCUCCUCACGAAAUCUCUCCUCACGAAAUCUCUCCUCACGAAAUCUCUCACUUCUUUCGACCGGGAUGGAAAUUCGAAUAUGGAUGUGUAUAAUCUUACAUAUAUGGAAUUUGGAUUCAAAUGUAAGGUGUGGUAUUCAUUAUUUGCUGUUACAUCUUUAGGGAGAGAAUGGGUGGAUAGGUGUAUUGGGGAUUUGAAUAAGAAACGCCCGAAUCGUUGGAAACGUUAUGAAUUACCUUGGGGUACGGAACCAACGGUUGAGGGGAGAGAUUUAUUAACAUGUAUUAUCAAGUAUGUGAUGGGACCAGAUUGUGAUACAACAAUGGCAUCUGAGUCUGAAGGCGAACUCGAAAGCCGUAUUUCCAAUAGCAGAAGACGAUCUCUUUCGCCUCGACGAACUAUCCUAGAAGAUAGAACACGAAUUAAGAAAUCUAGAAUUUCAAUUUCACCUCCGCCGACACCGACAUUGACACCACAUCAUCGAACCGCGGUACCAAAAGAACAAAUAUCUUUUGACACUUCCAUAUAUGAAGACAUAGAUGAAAAUCUUCCUGACGAACCUUUACCCACAGAACCAAAACCACAACCUCUCAAACCACCCCAUUCAAGCUCCCGACCCAACAUUCCCAACGACCAAAAACCACAACAAGAUCACCACACCAACAUAGGAGAAAGAGCAAUAAAAUCCAUCAAACCCCCAAAAUCAUCCAAAACCACCCAUCAUAAUCAUAAAAUCAAACCACCACCAAUAAAUACCACUUCCUCAUCCCGCACAACCCAAAAUCCUGCCACGAAUCUCCGCUCGGAUAUCAAAAUUAACCGGAUAUCAAAAACUUCAGCAUCUCUCCCUCAUUUUGUAACCGCGGGUGAAGAUGUCGAUUUUAUAGAUACAUAUCACAUAGCUAUGGAUGUGCCUUUAGAUUCGGAUUCGGAUUCUGAUUACGGAUCCGAAUGCGAAAUCAUCGAUAUUAAUUCGGUUUUGAAAUCGGGAAAUUUGGAUAUUUUUCCUCGGUCAAGUAGUUACAAAGUUUCAAGGGGCAGUUUACAUUCUUGUAGAACCUCCAAGUUCACCUCGACCUCGGCUUCUCAUCUCAAACGCACUUCGAAUACCACAGAUCCCCUCCCAAUGCACAUCCUCGCACCCAACCAAAUCCCCCAGAGAUCCAACCACCAAUCCGACUUCGAAAAUGACUACAAAUUUGCCAAUGACUUCAAAAACGAUGAUCUCAUCGCCAUGGACGAACCAUUAGAUUCCGAUCUCGACUCCAACUCCAACUCCAACUCCAAUCCCAAUCCCAAUCCCAAUCCCAAUCCCAACUCCAAAACCAAAACCCCCAUCUCCAUCUCCAUCUCUUCAAAAUCAACAUCAAUAUCGAUAUCAAAAUCAAAAAAACCUCCUUCCGAACAAGGACAUAGACCGCUAGUUUCACAUCUCGGAUUUAAUGCACAUUCUUCUUCUGAUUUAGAGAGGAGUUCUGAUUUAGAGAGGAGUUCUGAUUUAGAGAGGAGUUCUGAUACUGAGGGUAGAGGAAAGAUACCCAUUUUAUUUACUUCUUGUGGUCGUGUUUAUGGUCACGAAGAUGUCAUGACUACAAAGGGAGAUAUCCCAUUUGACAUCUCAUCCGAUAUAUACAUCACCACAAACGAGGAACUACAACCACAUCUACCAAAACAACCAUCAAAGCAAAGACGGCAGAACCUAAUCAACAAACCACCAUCCUUACCAUCCUCACCAUCCUCACUCAAACCCCUCAAACCCCUCAAACCUCUCAAAACCCUCAGAAUCCCCAACUCAACAUCAACAACCUCCAAAAACCUCAAAAAUGCUUCAACAUCUGAUUCAAAUCCACACCAAAAUACACCCGCACCCGCACCCGCACCCGCACCCCCAAACCAAAAUCCCAACCCCAACACAAACCCACACAUCAUCCUCUACCCCUCUCACCCCACAGGUCCCUACCAAGAACUAGAUAUUUCGAUAUUUUUGUCCUCUUCUUCUUUUUCUCCUUUAUAA